Molecule: messenger RNA, 1265 nt
Organism: Perca flavescens (yellow perch)
Lineage: Eukaryota; Metazoa; Chordata; Actinopteri; Perciformes; Percidae
Gene: tdo2a
Product: tryptophan 2,3-dioxygenase a
Exons: 12
Coding region: 1-1212 (403 amino acids)
Molecular function (GO): heme binding; metal ion binding; L-tryptophan 2,3-dioxygenase activity
Source: RefSeq, a predicted model, not a curated record
AUGGUGUUGUUGAGGAUGAUGGACAGGUUAUUCAAAAACAAGCCUCCCAAAACAGAGGAAGAUGAGGAUGCCUCUCAGGCAGGCGUUAACAAGGCCAGUAAAGGAGGAAUCAUCUAUGGGGACUACUUGCAGCUCGACAAAAUCGUCUCGGCCCAGGUGUUGCAGAGUGAAGUAAAGGGGAAUAAAAUCCAUGAUGAGCACCUCUUCAUCGUCACCCAUCAAGCAUAUGAACUGUGGUUCAAACAGAUUUUGUUUGAACUUGAUUCGGUGCGACAUCUCUUCAUCAGUGGACAUGUCAGAGAUGAACGCAACAUGCUGAAAGUCAACAAUCGCAUCCACAGGAUUGUGAUGAUCUUUAAGCUGCUGGUCGACCAGUUCGCGGUUUUGGAAACAAUGACAGCCUUGGACUUUUUUGACUUUAGGGAAUACCUGGCUCCAGCCUCUGGAUUCCAAAGCCUUCAGUUUCGGCUCUUGGAGAACAAAAUUGGGGUCCCGGACAACCUGAGGGUUCCAUACAACCGACGCCAUUACAGGGACAAUUUCAAGGGUCAUGAGAGUGAGAUGCUGCUCACCACAGAACAGGAGCUGACACUUUUAAAACUAGUCGAGGAGUGGCUGGAGAGAACUCCUGGCUUGGAGGUGGACGGAUUCAAUUUCUGGGAAAGGCUGGAAAUCAAUAUUUUUGAUGGGCUGAAACUGGAAAAGGAGAAAAUCGAGAAAAUGGAAGAUUCUGAGGAUAAGGAAGAAAUGAUGGCUGAACUGGUCAAACAGAAAGAGCUGUUUACUUCUCUCUUUGAUGAAAAGCGACAUGACCAUCUCCUUAGCAAAGGUGAGAGGCGGCUCUCUUACAAGGCUCUCCAAGGUGCCCUGAUGAUCAACUUCUACAGGGAAGAGCCGAGGUUCCAGGUUCCUUUCCAGCUGCUCACAUCUCUCAUGGAUAUCGACACCCUCAUGACAAAAUGGCGAUACAAUCAUGUCUGCAUGGUGCAUCGUAUGAUUGGCAGCAAAGCCGGCACAGGGGGUUCAUCUGGCUACCACUACCUGAGAUCUACUGUCAGUGACCGCUACAAAGUGUUUGUGGAUCUGUUCAAUCUGGCAACGUUCCUGGUGCCUCGCCACUGGGUGCCCAAGCUAAAUCCCAACAUUCACACGUUCCUCUACAUGGCCGAAUGUUGCGACAGCUCCUACUGCAGCAGUGAAGACUCAGACUAAGGGAAUCAAUCCCAGUCAUCUGGCUUACUUUUUCACCGUAACUGACCUCAAAA